Molecule: messenger RNA, 3124 nt
Organism: Phalacrocorax carbo (great cormorant)
Lineage: Eukaryota; Metazoa; Chordata; Aves; Suliformes; Phalacrocoracidae
Source: RefSeq, a predicted model, not a curated record
ACAGUGCCCCAGAAAACACAUCAUGAGUACAGGAUGAACAUACGCUGAUCUGUCUCGCCUCCUAAAAAACAGAUGAAGCUUGAUGAGCUUGAUUAGUCUAAAGCAGAAACUAGUCCUAAAAGUGUUGUCUUCAGUGACUUGCUUGAAGACACUCGAUGAAUGAGGACCAGCACUGGAAGUGGGGGGCGAGUCCCUCCUGCUCAGGUACCACUUAAUCUAUUCCGUGCAGGAAGUGGUGAAGAUCUGCACUGGCUGAUACAGCGGACUGAGUGUUAUCUUGCCUCAAGACCAAGUCCGAGAUUUUGUUCUACCAAGAAACCAGUUGUUUAGAUAUUUAAUUCUUCUUUUCAGAUAGCCUUAGUCUGCAAAUCAAGAGGAAGUCCUGCAGACUAAGUUUCUGGUGGUGCUUCCACCUUUUGCUGAAAAUUGCCAGCCAGUCUGAGAUACCCAGAAUAGUUUUCUUCUGCAGAAAUGAGGAAGUGCCAAUACUUGCAGGGAUUAGUGAGAUUAACUCUUUCCCCCCCCAACCCCCCAAUAGCGCAGAAGAAUUGGUUGAGUUGGAUCAUUGUUCUGCCUGUCUCAGCCAGCUCAUCACCAUUCAACGCCGAGCAAUCUGCAGCAGUUUGGCUUGCUGAUAUGGUCCCAUAAACUUCCCUGUGUCCCCACACUCUUUCCUGAUUCAUUCUAGGUCACGUGCAGGUUCGGCAAAUCUUUACCAACUUAAUCCUGCAACCCUUGGAAUCAAUAGCAAAGCACCUUCUGACUUGUACAAGGACAAUGUCAAUUGCUGUUUUGAGAUGAACUGGGUAACCCAGGACAACCUCAGAAGAGUUCGGUCCAUGUGGUAGCCUGAACUUCUCACGGAUGGGGCUCUGCAAGUCCCACUGUGCUGUUUCACUUGCUCAGUUGCUGCGUCACUACUUGGUCAGUAGACCAAUCACGUCAGCAAAUCUGAUGUGUCUUCUUACAAACCCGGGAAAUUCCCUGUGAAAAUGAAAUCGUGUAAAUAACUGUUUUGGAGAGUCAUUGAAAGUCAAAGCCCGGUCACGGGGAGCUCUGCGACCUGCUUCAUUCCUACAGCCAGCCCAAAUCCUCGGUCCAGGCGGCCGGCGGAGGAAGGGCCGGGCCGGGCCUGGGCUCUCUGCCUGCUGCGGGGAGCUGCCCGGCUGAGCUACCCCGGCAUCGCACCGCGGACAGGCUCGGCGGCGGGGCACCCCUCCCGGUAGAGCGCCGCGGGCCCUAAGGGCGCCGGGCUCGGGGAGAGCCGCCCAGCCCCGCCGCUCCCGGCGCCCUCCAGCUCCGGGCGCACGGCGGAGCCUCCCGGGGGGCGGGAGGAGCCGCCCGGGGAAACGAAACUGAGCGGCUCCGCUCCGCCCCGGGCCGGGCCAUGGCCGCUGCGGUGGGCCUCGACCGGCUCCUGCGCGCCGUGGACCUGAGCUGCGCCUGCUGCCUGCAGCUCUUCACGGACCCCGUGCGGCUGCCGGCCUGCAGCCACAGCUUCUGCCGGCCCUGCAUCGAGGAGUACCGCAAGGGGAGGCAGCGGGGCGGCUGCCCGCUCUGCCGGGAAGGCUUCGAGCUCAAGGACCUGCGGCCCAACCGGGAGCUGGCCGCUUUGGUGAGCUUAAUCUCGCAGGAGGAAGCGGGAGAGUUGGAAACGCGGGACGAACCGAAACCCUCCGGAGCUGUUGCCUGCGACAACCCCAGCCCGGCAGAGCGGCGACCUCGGGAGAAGGAUGAAGAGAUAUGGGACCUCUCCAAGCAACUAGAAAUGACUGCAGAGACCAUCCAACUCUUGAAGGAAGAUCUCGCUAAAGCAAAGGAAUAUGCAUCUCAGAUCAAAAGCCAGAUUACUGAAGAUUUCUGUUGCAUGAAGGAAUAUGUUGAAAGACAGGAGAGAAACACACUGAUGUUUAUUGAACAAGAGGAAAAAGCAGCUCAACAGAAAAUUGAAGAGACUAUUCACCAGCUCUGUGUUGAAGCGUACGAGCUCACAGACAUCAAAGACCAAACAAGUAACUUACUCAAGAGACAUAGGUACCCAGGCUCACCUUCAACAAUGCAUAAAAUUACACUUGAUGAGAAGCUUAAUGUCGUCAAAAGUGCUGUAGAAGAUCUUAAGAGAAAGAUGGAAAUUUUACUCUUGGAGAAGUUCACUUGGCAGUUCCCACCGGAGCAACCUCCAGACUUACAUCCAGAGGCAAAUGUCUGCUCAUUAUCUCCAGAGCCUGCAGCUACAAAUCCAGAACCAAUGAUUUCAAGCCAGUUUUCUCAGUGGGCAGAUGACGUGACUUUUGAUCUCACAAGAAUAUAUAAGCGGUUAGCAGUCACAGCCCAGAACAGGAAAGUGAUGGUUUCCAGCUACCUCACUGAUUAUGAACCAUCGCCUAACAGAUUCUGCAUCAGUCAAGUGAUGUGUUCACAGAGCUUCUCUACUGGGUGCCACUACUGGGAAGUAAUUACCGGGGACAGUGAUGGAUGGGCUGUUGGAGUUGCUCAUGAAAUGAUUGGUAAAAGGGACAAAUUAGGAAGAACAGAGCAUUCCUGGUGCAUAGAAUGGCUUGGUCCUGAAAAGCGGCUGUCAGCAUGGCAUGGGGGUCAAGAAACAUUAUUACACAAGGAAAAACCAUUGAAGGUUGGAGUUUUCCUGGAGCUACAAAAGAAGACAGUGUCAUUUUACUCCAUUGCUGACACAGAAAUGCUUUUGCAUACAUUUGAAAUCAAUACCUCAAAUCCUCUUUACCCUGCUUUCUGGCUGUGUAGUCUAGAAAGAAAUGGAUCUUUAACUAUAAAUCACACAAACAGGAGAUAAAGCCUGUUCAGAAAAGUGACAGUUUUGCCCAUGACUUCAGUAUUCAGCACAGGAAUUUACCAAGGAGUGUACAGGUACCCAGGCUCUCCUGGAAAUUGGCAACUGAUACUUGCUCUGCUUUUCUUCACGCUGUACUCUGAUCUUGCCAUACUUCAUUAAAGCAAUUCCAGUGUAUGCUAAAGGUGGUAACCAUCCCUGUGGGAGCGCGGUGGAUAUCUUAGGCAGCUGUAAAUAGUGCCAGGAUAUUCCCAGGAAGGAAUGCACCGAGGAAGCUCCAAGGCUGGGGAUAAGCCCUUCCCAUGGACCUAAUUUUUC